AUGGGGGUCUUCGGGGGCGUGAAGCUCGACUACGAGCUCGAUGAUUCGCUUCCCGAUCUUCCCCGGCUUCAGCAUACCGCUGACCUUGGUUGCGACUUUUGCCGUGUCCUGCGCGGCGCCGUACUCGACAGCUCGGAUUCGAAAUACGGCAAGCUAAUCGGCCGGUCCGGGAAGCUACUCCGCCCAGGCGAGGUCUCUCCUGUCCGCGUCGAGCUAUAUCUCGAGUGGGUCGGCGAAGACCCGUCUGUCGAUUCGGGGGCCCUCUUUCUCUAUGCUAUGUUCACAUCGAUGGACCACUCUUACCCCGAGCGCACGCUGCAGGCGUGUUUCUGUGUCGAGACGCCUGAUCCAGUCUCCGAAUGGUUGAGAAUCCCUUCGUCCCAGACCACGGUGAACCGGCUGGAUCCUGAAACAAUUGCCUGGGCGGCUGACAGCAUCAAAUCGUGUGCGGAGUCCCACAACCACCACCAUGACCACAAGUCUUUAUCAGGGACAUUCCGGCCCAAACGCCUAUUGGACUUAAUGGACGGCCAAGUCCGGCUGGUGAGCGAAAGGCUGGAAUCAGCGAGCAGGAGAUGGUCCCCGGUCCUUCGCGACGCCGUCCUCGUGACAAGAGCUCUGGGCAUCUCGUACCUCUGGAUCGACUGCCUGUGCAUUCUCCAGGGCGAGGCCGACAGGGACGACUGGGUCGAGCAGGCUUCAGCCAUGCACCGCAUAUACGGCUACGCGAGGGUCACCAUCGUCGCGCUUGCCUCGAGGUCUUGCAUGCAAGGGUUUCUCGACUUCCCGGCCGAGGGCCUCCACAUCGACUAUCGCUCGACACUCCAGCGCAAGGCGGCGGGCACCAUAAAGAUAAAUCUCCUCGGCGCCAGCCGAGACUACAGCCUGAUGAGGAAUCCACCGUACGCCGUGAUACGGUCCCAGAAUCUGUGGACAUCGGACUGGCUGUCCAGGGGCUGGACGUAUCAGGAAGCGGCAGCGUCUGCUCGGCUGUUGGUUUUCGGCGAGCUCGGCCCCUUCUUCUCCUGUCCGGCCCAGAACGAGCUGAUGCGUCCGCGAUGGCGAACCGUGAAUCCGCCAUCGAAUCUUGAGCAAUUCGAAUUUUCCGGCCUGGCCAACGAGGGCGACGGAAUCGAGCUUUGGGAGCGCGUCAUGCGGCAGUACGGUCGUCGUUCCCUGGGGUUCACCCACCCGACGGACGCGCUGCCGGCGCUCUCGGGAAUCGUCUCUUUGCACCAACAGCUUCCCGGAGCAGUUCAGUGA
Molecule: messenger RNA, 1263 nt
Organism: Chaetomium strumarium
Lineage: Eukaryota; Fungi; Ascomycota; Sordariomycetes; Sordariales; Chaetomiaceae
Product: heterokaryon incompatibility protein-domain-containing protein
Exons: 3
Coding region: 1-1263 (420 amino acids)
Source: RefSeq, a predicted model, not a curated record